CACAAACUCGUCUGCACUCAACGGGCGAGGCAACAGCCUCAGCCUGACACGUGACUAGACCCUGAGACACGGGUCGGCGCGUCCAAUGCGUCGAAAUGUCAGGACCGCCACAUUUCAAGACAAGCCCGACGUCUUCACUGUAUUGAUGGGAGGAAAGUAUGGCGACAGAACUUGUGAAGGACCAUGCGCCCUUGGCUGGUGCUGUGCUAUGCUGCACCUCCAUCACGCCAGAAGCACGCCACCUCAUCGCCACUGCUGGUGAGGAAAUGGGCGCCGUGCACAAAUUUGACCUUACCUCCGACGUCACGCACCUUAUUGUCGGCGACGUAGACACUCCAAAGUACAAGUAUGUCGCCAAAGAGCGACCAGACGUAAAAGUGGUAUUACCCAGCUUUAUCGAUGCCGUGAAGCAGGUGUGGAUGGAGGGUGGAGAUGUGGAUCUGCCCGCCUUGGAGAUCGAGCAUAGGGCACCUACCUUCAUGGGUCUGAAGAUUUGCUUGACGGGAUUUGAAGACCCCAAGGUGCGGGAGAACAUCAAGUCGCUCGCGUUGAGCAACGGUGCAGAGUUCCAUGGUGAUCUCACGAAGGCUGUCACGCAUCUGAUUUGCGCUGCGCCCGAGGGCAAAAAGUACGAGCACGCGCUCCGAUGGCAGAUCAAGGUUGUCGGCUUCGAGUGGUUGCAGCACAGCCUAGAACGCACCAUGGUCCUAGAAGAGUCUCUGUACGACCCCAUCCUGGCGCCCCUUGAUCGUGGAAAGAAUGCCUACAACAAGAGUGCGAUGGAGGCCUAUCAUGAAUCGCUUCAGCUUGGCAAACGGAAGCGCGACGAAGACAAGGCACCCGGACCUGCUGCAAGGCGAAAGCUCAGACGCACGUUGAGCAAGAAGAUCGAGAGCCAAAGAGAAACCAUCUGGGCCGACAUUGCUUCGGCUGGAUCUGGACAGACACUCCAGGAUGAAUGGCAGCCGUCUGGGGUUGAUGGUGUCGGUCCAGGGGGAGCAAAAACUUAUGAAUCUGAGGAACCCACACCCGAGCUCAAAGCUGAACCCCCGAAGCGCAAUUCCUCUGUCAUUUUUCCGGAGCCGCAGCCGAGCAGAAGCAACUCAACAUUCGAGAACGCCGUCACAUAUGUUCACGGCUUCCCCAACGACAAGCUCAACCUGCUGCAGGCUGUACUGGAAGGAAAUGGCGCGCGCGUCUAUACUUCGCCCAACUUGGUGGAUGCUGAAGUCGAGUCGUCAGAAGUUGGCUACGCAGUCAUCCCGCACGAUGUCCCAGAAGAUCGGCUCCCGAAGAUUCCGGGAAGAGCGUCAGGUUUCUUGCGGGUGACUGAAUGGUGGGUUGAGAACUGCCUCCAGAACAAGACGCUCGUGGAUCCUGCCACAUACCCACUCUGCAGGCCCUUCGAGAAGCAUUCUGUGGAGGGAUUUCGCGGUCUGGUAAUCAGCUCAACCGGCUUCAGCAGCAAAGGCAUGGAUCUGCUGCAUAUUCAGCGGGUCGUCAAUCUCAUGGGCGCAACCUAUUCCGAGCGACUCGAUGCGAAAGUCAACGUCUUGGUUUGCAACACCCAAGCCCCGAUCAAUCAAGAAAAGUUGGACUUUGCUUCCGAGAACAACAUCGAAGCUGUCAGCGAGCAAUGGCUGUACCACAGCAUAUCGAAAUAUUCAAGGCAAGAUACUAGAGACUAUUGCAUCAAAAUGGAGACGCCAACGGUUCCGGUCGACUACGUCCCCACCAUCAAAGCAAAAACGAGUAUGUCGAGGUUGAGUUUAAAGGGCAGGUACGUAGAUUCCUUUUCUUUCGUUUGUUAUUAUAAUGGAUUGUUUCUUUCUGAAGAAUGCGGGAGCGCUUGGCUCACUGUGGCCAUGUAGCAUAUCUCCAUUUUCUUCGCUGGACAGCGAGAUCUUUGCUUCUGGUCCAGGACAGCACAGCGACAUGAAGCAGGACGAUGUCUGACACAUCGACUGGCAGGGCACUUCCCCUCGGAUUCACGGCUUCAAAUCCUGAAAGGACCAAAGACUCGACGACACCUGCUGCGAAGCCUCGGGCAAAUGCAAAGGCGUCACGGGGACCUUUUUAUGAAGACGAAGACGAUGAGCAGUACUCUGGUCUUCCUGCUGAACCUGAAACUCGGAAGACUCAGGGUCCCGGCAAGCAUUCAUCAUCCCAGCCGCUUACUGCCUUGUCUCAAGAGAGACAAAACUCGCAAAACAAUCGAGCGAGGCCUUCGGAUUGCGAUCAAUCACAUGAACGUGGGGAGCAUGAAAGCUCCUUAUCAUUACCGCAAAACGAAAAUCUUGCCACGACGGUGACAGACACCUCUCAGAAGAACGAACAGCUAAACAACGCGAUCGCGUCUCUGCUUGCGGCAAGACAGAAUUCAAACUUACGACGCUCAACUUCAGAUAAACCCAUCCCCAAGGAAAUAUCCACGUUGGGCAAGAGGCGUCGCGGCCCUCUAGGGCGCGCAUCUAGCGGCGGCUCGCUCGUUUCUUUACGCGCUGACAGCAUAGGCUCGAACGUGUCGCAGGAGGAGUCUGGGCAGAAGGACUCGGUGCCCGACCCGAGCCAGAAGAUCAUAUACGAGGAUGAGAGGGCCGUGGAGGAGAGAAGGGCGUUGAUCAGGAAGAUGGGUGGGCAGGUUGACGGCGAGGGUGUUGACGUGGCAAGAGUUGAGAGCAUCGGCAUCGUAAAGGACGCGAUACCUUCCAACGUCGCGGGUGGGCUGGCAAGUCUCGCCAGCGGGAGAGCAAAGAGGAAAACCGCUGCAAGGGGCUAGCACGUGUUCUAGGCUCCUCGAACUGUGAACGCAUCACGAAGUCAAUCAGGGGUGUAAUAGCACGUGCUUGGAGAUGGUCUUUGGUACUGCAUUUUCGGGACCAUGGACGAGUCUCGCUUGUGUCUCUUCGCAUCCGACACUUAAAGCAAGGUCGCCAAUGUUCUAGCUCACGUCCUUACACGUGCCAAUCACACCCAUUCUUGGUGUCUCUACUGGCUCUGCACUCAAAACGCGGAGCACAGGGCAUUCCCCGACCUCCAAGCAUUCAGCCGCGCUGCGUGUCGGUCUGGAGAAAACGAAGCCAUGAGCAGCAUUCGUGAGCUGGUCGUGUGUACAGCGCCUCGCCGCGCUAGACGCAAAGCCUACGAUGACAACGACGAUGACGACAACGAUUUCGACGAAGGGCGUCGUCCUCGGCAAAGCGAGAUCGAGAUGCGCGGACACGUUAUUGUCAUCUUUGACGUAGAUGCGAAAGAAAGAGAAGGAGCCCGCGCGUCAUACGAGGAAGAAAAGAGUGCGGAGACGGAGAUCUGAAAGGAACAGGGGGAGAAGAAAAGAAGAAAGAAAAAGAAAAUAAGGAAAAAAAAAAAGGAAUUCGCUCCUGUGGUUCGUCCUCGAUCAUCGUGGCAUAGCACCGAACAGACCGAUCGCCCCCCUUUUUCGAAUUCCUCGUCCUUGAUUUUUUUUUCUCCGCUCCGCGCUUCUUCUCCGGACAAGGUCUUUUUUAUUUUCUCAGCAGAGUAGAUUUUCUUUUUUUUUCGUAACUUGACAUUCCUUCGUGACCAUCGUCGGCAUAGCGGUCUUGAAAAGUGUCGUGGUCCAGAAGAUGAAACGGUAUUCGUCCCUGGGAAAACGUCUGUCAGCGCGCGGCCGCCACGUCCCCAAUGGAAAGAGGAUAGACCAACAGCAAACGAUGGCGUACCGUUCGUUAUCUCGCUCUCCGGCAAGCUAGAGCGGCACGUCCUCGCCUCCUACUUAGACGCCGCAUAUGGUGAUCUUGGCGACGUCGACCACGGCCUUGAGGUCGAGCAGGGCGGGCCGCAGGUAGCGCUUGCGGUAGGGGUUGGGCGG
Messenger RNA from Verruconis gallopava, 3850 nucleotides. RefSeq lists its product as hypothetical. The coding region runs from base 159 to 1871 and encodes 570 amino acids. Gene Ontology annotation, biological process: mitotic G2 DNA damage checkpoint signaling; DNA replication initiation; mitotic DNA replication checkpoint signaling. The transcript has 4 exons. The record is from RefSeq and is a predicted model, not a curated record. Lineage: Eukaryota; Fungi; Ascomycota; Dothideomycetes; Venturiales; Sympoventuriaceae.